Messenger RNA from Bipolaris maydis ATCC 48331, 7243 nucleotides. Lineage: Eukaryota; Fungi; Ascomycota; Dothideomycetes; Pleosporales; Pleosporaceae. The record is from RefSeq and is a predicted model, not a curated record.
AUGGCGACCGGCCUGGAUGAGCUUUUGGAAUUUUUGCUCUCAGAAAUUGCUCUCCUCGGGGUUCAAGGUGCAAGUAGCGCAGACUUUCGUCGUUUCAUUCAAAACUUCUACAACCAACCUCAGGAUGAUGCGCAAUCCAGAUCUCAUGACCAGACCGAGACGUCUGAGUCAACAAACGGUCUUGGCCGCAAGUUCUAUGAACGCACCUGGCAAUGGCUCACUAAUCAUCCGGACAUUCGCAUUGUCUAUAAGGCAGAGGUUCAGAACUAUACCCUCUCUGAGUUCGAAGCGGCUGAACUACAUGAGAGUGGUACCAUUGGCGACCCACAUGCAGCAGAGUCUGACCAGCGCUUGAGUACCUCUGCGAUCAAGAGAGCACAUCCCUCAAAGACUUUGAGUGGGCUGAGAGAAGCCCUGCGGCAGAGAAUUUAUGGCGAGGAAGGCGGGCCUAGAAUACCUUCUAGUCUACCGAAUCAAGCUAUAGUCUCAAUAUCCGCUGUCCGGUCGUCUCGCAGUGUGGUAGAAGCUCCACAAACCACAACAGCAAUCUUUGAUGAGCCCAACUCUACCAUGACUGCGCCCCGUCUGUACACAAGUCAAAAUAGAGUUUGGCAGGCAUUGACCGGCCAUGGAAUUGAUCUGAAGAAGGUCCCAAGCAUGGAGUUUGUACUACUUUCACUUAUCGCUGCUCGUGGUGCUGCCGGCAUUACCCAACCGGAGCUCAUUGCUAUCAGCGGCCAGGACAAGAGAUCUGUACCGCACAGAACAGAUGAGCUGGCCCGUAAAAACUACAUAUCCAAGUAUCCCGUUCAGUCCAACAAGAUGCGGACCAGUCUUUGCAUUCAUACAAAGUUCGUAUCUCAGAACGCUUUCAUCGAGUCCAGUGCUGUGGAAGAUGUAUACCAAGAUGAUGGAACAUUUGUGGGCGUACCAAUGUCGGCAUGGAACAAGCGGGCUACACAAGGUGCCCUAAUUCGAUUAGAUCAGAGCGGAAUGAUCAAGCGACGUAGGAUUCGUAAACAAAAGUCUGAGGAUGCCUGGAUCACUUGCAUCCAGGUAAUGCGUGCGCCAAGAGAAGAAGAUCUCAAGAAUCUUGGUUUUCGACGCACAAUCAAUCCCGCUGAUGGAUCGGGUGCAGAGCCACUCGACGAAAGUGCUGAUGGUGAUGACAUAAUGAAAGAUCUCGAAGACGACAUGCUAGACGAUUAUGAACCCAGUGCCAAUCCUCAAGACAAUACGUCUGCUACCGAAAAAACCGAUACUAUACCUCCGCAAUGGACACCGGAUCACUUUCUCCCCAACACAGUCUUCAAUGCCGUCGCAUUGGGUGGUCCACGUGGAUGGGAUGCUGAGACUUUGCGCGACCGAAUCGUCGGACCAUUCUGGAGGCGUCCAAUGGAAUCAUAUUUCUCCCGUAUAACAAACGACUGGGAGAAAACGCAACCGCUUCAUCUUCGUCAUCUGGCCGUCAUUCGAGAUCAGGGUGUGACUGAUGAGAAGAAAUUUCUCCAUUACGUCUAUCGUACAUAUGCCAAUUUCGAAAAAGCUGUAGAGCUUCAAUAUGCCCAUUGGGAAGGUGUAGCCAAUUUUGGGCCUGACGAGGUGUUCGAUCCCACCAGUAACGGCGCAGUCCUGGAUGCUUGGGGUUUCCCUGCUAUCAAGUCAAGCAACCUGGUACGAGGAUCUGGUUCAGCAACACUAUCUGAGGCUGGCGCAGUCAUUGUAAAGCAGCGCAAAUACGGCUCCCGAUGGGACAAUGCAUUGGGACAAGAGAUCAGCUACCAAAAGCCUUCGAAAACUGUGCCGAAAGAGAAAACGCCGCGCAAACUAGGUCGACCGAAAAAGGCCGCAAAGACUGUCAGAGAAAAGCCUGUCAAAGUAGCCAAAGACCCGAAACCGCCGAAGAAAACCUCGGGUCUUUCACUCACAUCUGAAGAGAUGAGGUCGUUAGGCCUAGAUCCUAAUGUUCGUUUGAGCAAAAAUAUCCAGAGGCAGAUCCUUACACAUCGUCAGAUGACAGGAGAUCCAACGUCGCUACCAGACGCGGUUGUGCCAGACAAUGCUAAGCGCCAACUCAGUGUGCCUCUCAUGACAAAGGAGGAGCGGGUAGCUGCUGGUUUGUCUGCACGAGGACGUCUGGGUAUAGAACAAGAAAACAAGAUCCGAGAGGAGCGCGGCUUGCCCAAGUUAGUCAAGAAGGAGAAGAAGCGAGUAACCAAAACGAACAAGGAGCCUACAUUGCUCAGCAAGCAGCAAAGAAUAGCACUAGGCUGGAAGGACCAUGGUCGAUUACCACAAGAUCUUAUCGAAGGUCUUCGUCGGGAGAGGGAAGAAGGCAUUGCUCUUGAAGAUUCAAAGGUCAUUGCUAAGUAUAUGGAUGAGAUGAGGGCAAAGGCGUCGUCGUCGAAUACACCCAAAAAGGCCAACGGAGCGACUCGAAAACCUGUUGAAAUAACAGAUGGGCUUGAUGAACACCAGGAGAAUCAAACUACGGACGAAUUAUCAAAGCCCAGUUCCAAAGAGCAGGAGUCUCUGGAAAAUUCUUCGCUUCACAGCGUCUCAGGGAAGCGGAAGGCUAAGAGCCCAGUGACCACCCCAGUGUCAACGAAAAAGCGGCGCAAGGGAACAAGUACUCCGCAGGGAUCGACCCCAGUGCCUGUUCUAUCGUUUACGACAUCUCCAGAAAACACCAUCAGCCAAUCUGAGAGCCGCGCUCCAUCAGCAGUCCCUGACGAGCAAAGCGUGUGCAACACAAACUCAAUGAUUUUGAAAGAUAUCGGCCGAACAGCUGAGCCAAUGACGCUGUCAAUGGAUGAGCAAAUUCUACCAAGUGUGGAAUCUGAGCCUUGUUUGCGGCCUCCGAAAAAGAUCUACAUGGCUCCGGAUACCACUAAACUCGACGACGAAGCCCUAAAGGCCAUUGACCAGUACGAGAAGCGAUCUUUACCUGGGCUUUAUCUCAAUCCCUAUGUGAAGCAAAAAGUUGCAAGAGGUCGGCCACGGAAAGCACUAAUGGCGACAUUCAAGUUACCACGCCUAGAGGAGAUAGACUGGUACAUGGCAGAAGAGACUCGAAGAAAAUCAACGAACCAUGACUGUGUCGCGAUUGCUCCUGAUACCACACAAAAACCCACAUCUCAUGGUGUGGAAGACAUGGUUGUUUCAAGACAUAGUUCAUAUGCUGCGCAAUCGGAGCAAUCGCAUGCCGAAAUACAGUUGCGAAACGACAUAAAGACACGGCAUGAUAUUCAAAAUCAUACCCCGCCACCUUCCACACCUGGCAAAGCCGCCUCAGUGGAACCUGAAGGAAUGCCAGUGAGUCACGAAAACAGCGCCGACCAAAGGGCCGAGACCGAAAUGCCCGAGGCCCCAGACCCAGGCAAAGGCGAAAUCCAACCACAUGUUGUCUUUGAUGUAUCGAGGACACAAUCACCACGACCGAUUCCAUCGUUGGCACGCAAGUUAGGCGGUUGGGCUCCCAUCAACGCGCCUGGCCCUGAUCGUCCUUCCCCGUAUCAAAGCCCUUAUGCCAAAAGUCCAACGUUGGAACUCCAGCCACAAUCAGAGACUCCAGGCGUUGGCCAUGACAUUGGCCAAGUCCCGAUAGCUGAUGGCUCACAUGUUCCCACAUCUGAGACGAGUGAUGACAAAAAGCUUCCUGAUGGUAUGUACACGACUAUUGUAGAAGCUCCUGUGCCCCCCGUAUCAGGCACCAAACCAAGGGUCAAAGAGCACGGAAAGGGUGGAAGUCAGCGCCGCUUCAGAGAAAAGGUCAUCCUAGACAUCAUCAAACGCUGCAAUGGCGUGUUUCCUGGAGGAGGUGAAAUCCUACGGCCGUUUCUCACCCUCUGGCGCGAGCGGCACUCCAAUAUCAAAGAACCAUCACUUAGUACUAUCAGCGAAACCCUCAGGAGUAUGGCUGCCCGUCCAGAAUUUGGACUGAAGCACUGGAACUUUGCCUCGCAGAACAAGAAUACCCCAGGCACAACCACCCGAAGGAUGUUUACAUGGGCACACCUGAACGAAAGGAGCCCAGAAGUCUUGAAGCUGGCACACAAUAUGGCACAAUACUCUCACCAAAAGGAGUACACCGCUCGUGUUUCGGAGAAAUCUCUUUUGUACUACCCUGAAGAAAUACGUGAUCUCAUUGGCGACGUUGUCUCAUACCAGCCAGUUCAGGCCGCCCCCAAAGACGAGAGCAUCGUCCUCAACCCAUCGAAUCCUGACAUUGAGAAACAAAUCAAGGAAGCCAAACAGCGCCGACAGUUGGAAUUGAAGAACCAGAAGAUGCUCGAAAUUAAGGCUCGCAAGAUUCAAGACGCUAGGGUCGAACAGGCGCUUUCAAAGCUGCCUCAUGGUCCUGAUGGUGUGCCGCGCGCGAAACGAGCAAGACUGGCAAGUCUGAACGACAAAAGUAAGAGUCUUCGGCGAGCUCCCUUGUACUCUGCAGAUAUGCAGACGCUCGGAGAGGAGCUUGAUGAUGCAGAAACGGUGGGACCUGACGUCGGCACGACUAAUCAGACUGGACAAGUUUCACUGGUUUGGAUGCGUCCUAUCAUCGCGCCUGCACCAGAACGUGAACCAAUACCAACUGAGGAACCGUCUGAGGAUGAAGAAAGCGAAGAUGAAAUAGCUGAUUGGGAAGGGCGAGCAGUGCAUGAAGAUGAAGAUGUUAAGACUCAAGAUCCGUUGCCAGUUAUGGAGUCCAUCAAGGACCAUCUCCAGAAAGACAUUGCGACGACCGAGCCUGAUCAAACGGGGCAGAAGGAAGACUCACCUGAAUCGCCGGAUGUUGAGACUGCUAACCCGUCUACCGUUGUCAAGAAUAGCAAGAAGCGUGUAAGAAUUGUUGUCCCUCAGGACCAAUCUCCCAGGAAGAGGGCCCGCUUAACACCUGUGGUCGCCACUCAACCACAGGAUGGGGUACAUACACCACAAUCCAACCCUGACGAUGACCGUGAAGGGAGUCGUGAUAUAGCGCGAAUCGAGUCGAAGAAACAGGGUGGCGGUGCAGUCCACGGUCGCCAGCGAAGCAAGCGUGACCCUCCUCCCACAUUGCUUGAACGUCUUACUGGCCUUACGGGUGACCAAAAUGAUCCAAUCUACCAGCAACCGCAGAGUGGUCCAAGGUCCAAUUUGGCAUCACGUCCAUGGAGUGAAAGGAAGAAGAUACAGAUCGAAAAACACGGAAAAGAACGCCAGUACAUCAAGGCUGUUGAUCAAGUAGAUGAGUUUAACAGGCUCUUCUGCGCCUUCGUGGUGGUCUCUUCUUUGUCUGGAGAAGAUGGAUCAAUGGACUGGAGCCUUAUCAAGCGGGUGUAUUCGAACGACAAACGCUUCGACCUAAGCACAGCUCGGAAACUAUGGUCCUGGAUGCAGAAUCGCAUAGCUAAACAGGUGGAUGAGUUGACAGCGUCAUUUCAAUCGUUAUACCUGGAGGCUUAUGAGACUGGCAAAGUUGCUGCCAUCGAAGAUCCUGAGACACAUGACUGGGCAGGUCUCGUACGAUGGGCGUCAUGCAAAUGUGCUUUCCCCGAGCUUCCUCUCCCAAUUCUUCAGGAAGCACUACAACAUUAUUCCAUUGAGGAAUCGAGCUACGAAAAUUUGGAUCGUGUUAGUUGGUUCAAGGCCACGAUAGCGGAUCGAACAAGAACCAUGCUCCAACUUCAGUAUUCCUUUACCGCUCCCCUUCAUCGCUCGCGGAAGCCGGCUUGGUCGCCUGAAGACAAGCUUCUCAAAGCACGGUCAUGGGUUCGGGCAAAUACAGCGACGCCACAAUCUCACUAUGACGCAAAUCUGGCACACGAGAAGCUCAAGGACUUGGGUGAAUCAACUUUGGUCAAGGUUGUUGGAAACUUUGUGGAGAAGCAGCACCUCAGGAUGCGAAAACUCAAGCGCCUUCUACCAGGACGUAACUACAAUUUCACUCAGACACUGGCAAAGAAGUAUGCGCGAUUGUUUCAGCUCGAUGAUUUCAUGACCGCAGUCGAAGUCAAGAAGAAUAUGGAUGCUGCUUUCGUAAGCAAAGAUCCAGAUAUGUGUUCGUACAACAUUUCACGGUGUGAAGACGACAGUGCUUUUGCAGCCAUCAUGACAAUGGUCAACGAGGGAACAGUCAGGCUUGUUCCUCAGCUACCUCCCAUCAACAACGAGCUCAACAGUCCGCUCCCUAAGCUAUCAGUGUGGGGAUUCUGUGAGGGUGGCUACAAUCAUCGGGCAAUUGAUCGGAGUCGCUUCUUCUGGGACAUUCAUGUUGUCCCCACGGAAAAGUACAAGUUUGGCAACCCAUUGCAAACACUACCUUCUCCAAUCUUAUCCAAGGACGACCAGUCGACUACAUUGUGGCACCCUCUGCCUGAGCCGCCUCUUCCUGGCAAGUGCGAUGCACACGCCUUGCUCCCGAUCUGGAGCAGUAUUGAUGGUCAGCAUGUCACGUGGGCCUGGUGGUACCGCGUCCUGAAUCUUGUAUUGCAACCACUGGUUUUCAUGGCCGGCGCCACUGCAAUGGAUAUACAGGCUCACUGCCCUGAAAACACCACUGAGCUCUUCGAAAUCCAACUUGUUCUGGACUGGCUCGAGUCGGUCUGCGCAGUCAAGAAAACUGUCGGUGGUGGCUACAUCACCCUUCCAGGCUUCUGGGGUGCUUUCGACGACCAGUUGCACGAUACGGAGAAUGACUGGUUCGGCCAGCAUGUCAAACGGAAGCCAAAGAACCAUGACAAGCAACGUUGGCGCAUGGAUUACAAUUUGAGACACUCUGCAUUACAAGCCCGAAAUACACAAAAUGCUCAUACGGCCCCUACCACGGACGAGAAAGGCGGUACAAACACAACAGAAGCCGGCGCAUUAGAGACGACCACCAGUCGUCAGAUUUUGAUGAAUCCGAAGCGACAGUAUCGUAUCACGCAGAAAGCUCUCGAUGCUCAGUCAUCUCAGGAAGAUCAAAACAAGUCCGGCUCUGUAACAGUUGACAGUCCCACAGCCACUGGAGAACAUACUAGACAGAGCUCUGUGACAGAAAACAGAUCAAGUACUACACAAACUCCAGAGACAUCAAAUAACUCGGGUGAUGAUGUCAAGAUGGCAGAUGCAAGCGGGGAAGCAGGAGGUGUGGAGGAUGUCGACGCCGAAGGCGAACUUGAAGACACAUAUUGAUCGUCAGCAUGUCUGAUACUCAACCAAACCCACAUCAUCUGGUCUCCAAAAGGCCCCGUUUUUUUUGUCAAAAUUUCUUAUUCUCUCU